Tigriopus californicus is the source of this 585-nucleotide messenger RNA. Its product is annotated as nucleolin-like. The record is from RefSeq and is a predicted model, not a curated record. Bases 1 to 585 code for a protein of 194 amino acids. The transcript is spliced from 2 exons. Lineage: Eukaryota; Metazoa; Arthropoda; Copepoda; Harpacticoida; Harpacticidae.
AUGUCUAGCCAUCUUUGCGACUGUGAUUUGGGCCAAAGGCUCCAACCCCAGGGCGGCGAGGGAGACCCAAAUGAGGUAGAUGAGGACAACGGAGAGGACGAGGAUUGGGGUUCGCCUACAGCCAGUAUGAUUAUGCCUGAAUUGAUCCUUCAAGAAGAGGAUCCGGAAGUCGAGGAAGAGGACGACGACGACGACGAAGACGGCGAGGGUGAACAUGAAGAGGACCAUGAAGAUGGUAAUGGAGAGGAUCGGGAGGAACAUGAUGAACCUGAAGAGCGGCGAAACCGAAAAGAGCAAACUUUGAAGCAGCCAAUCCUGCUUAAGAACAUGAAAUCAAAAACAAAUGACAGGACAACGGGUUUCUCUUAUCCACCCUCCAGCCGAAAGGAGCAGGAGCAAAUAAGGAACAAGAAAAAAUAUCUUUGUAGUUUAUGUGGAAGUACCCUGACGGGUAAGACAGCCUAUAACCGUCACCAGGCUGUCAAUCCUUUGGGUGAAGCCUGGUGUGAGCGGAAUUCAUCAUUGGGACCGGGCGAAGGUGGUGUGGAAGACUUGUACCUUCCCGAGAAGUGGUUUGACCGGUAA